UUCCUCAUUUGCAAACUGGAUGGUGAAUGAAGAAUAGGCCUAGUCCCCAUAAAAUUGUUGUGGCUAGGCUGACAGUGUUUUCUCCACGGAGGCGGGGCUUCAGCAAAACGUGAGGCCACAAGCACAAGUGAAGGACGCAAGGUCGCAUAUUGGAAAGUACACUAGGACUAGGCUACUCCUACCGCCAAUGCUUCCUUCUACAAAGGAAGCAACAGCUGCUCACACUCACUGCCCAGUAUCCUAUGGCAGAACGCCUCCUGACUGUACACGCGCCAUGUUUGCAUGUUUAAAGUUUAACCCAAAAAGUAAUAAAUCGAUGCAGACCAAAGCAAGACUUGGGAGGUGUCAGAGGCUGCUGUUUUUUUCCGGAGUGUAAUCCACACCCCACCUUUAAAAUGCUGAAUGGGGUCUAGAAAUCUGCAGCAGAACUAUAGGCUAUUAUGUUGUUUGUAGACCAAAAGUGAAGUUUAACUUAAACGGACAGUGCUAAGGUCACGCACGAGAGCGAUUCUUCCAUAGCCACGAGAUAGGACAAAACGUUUUUAAAGCACACGUUUUAACCUCGGAUCGUCGUUCGUCGGUGCACAGUCAAACUUGGGUAACGGAAAAUGGCUCAGAAACUUCUCCUAAUCGACACGGACUGCGGGAUUGACGAUGCCCAGGCGAUCAUGUUGGCACUGUCACAACCGCAAGUGAAAGUUUUGGGCAUCACCUGCUGCUUCGGAAACACCACCGUUGACCACGUAUGCCACAAUGUAGUGCGCGUGCUUUCUGUUUGCGGGCGCAAUGAGAUUCCAGUCUUCAGAGGGCUGGCGGGUCCUUUGGUGGGAGCUUUCAACACAUUAAAGGACCACUUUGGAUCAGAUGGUCUUGGCGAUGUUUUGGAUGCAAAAGACCCAGUCGGCUGGGAGGAACGUGUGCAGAAAGAACACGCUGUUGCUGCUAUGGUCAGACUAGUAUCUGAAAACCCUGGACAGGUAUCACUGGUGGCCCUUGGCCCUCUGACCAACUUGGCUAUAGCCAUCAGACUUGACCCUACAUUUCCACAAAAGCUAAAGGACCUGUUCAUCAUGGGAGGAAACAUGGAGGGAAAAGGGAAUGUGUCGGUAUGUGGGGAGUUCAACUUUGUCAUGGACCCAGAGUCUGCAUAUGUGGUGUUGGAGGAAUAUACGUGCCCUACACACAUUGCAACCUGGGAAUUUACCUGCAGGAACAAACUCUCAUGGGAUUUUUUUGAGAAGCUGGUCGCCCAAGAACACAAUGCAGCGCGUUUCAUGAAGACCAUCACCUCCAAGUGUUGGGCCUUCUCUCGCGAGUUUGGGGUGAACAAGCGGGACGUGUUGUUUGGCCAGGGCUUCGUGCCCUAUGACGCGUACGCGGUGGCGGCGUGCAUCGACCCCAGCGUAGUGACGGAGAGCGUAGAGUGCGCAGUCAGGGUGGAGGUCCAGGGGACCAUGGGUAGAGGGAUGAUGGCCCUGGAUCACACCAACGUCCUUAAGAAGACGCACAAGGUGCUGGUCAUGAAAACAUGCGACCUGACCAAGUUUGGGGAACUACUGAUGGCCUCACUGAGACUGCCUUGAGGAGAGCUGUAGUAAACGCCACUCUCUUUCAAGGGCGCCUGAAUGAAUUUUAAAAGUGGUGGAGGUUUUUUUUUUAUUGAUUCUUUGUUUCUUAACAACGUUACUGCUGCUGCACUCCACUCAUUUGUCUGCAGUAAAAAUUGAGAAAGCUUCAUUUAGGAGUAGAGAUGCACCGGAUCCUGAUUUUUAGGAUCCUGCCGGAUACCGGAUCCACUGCUUAAGAUCCUGCCGGAUCCGGAACCGGAUACCGGAUCCUACGAAAGGGUUGAAACACAUAGCCAAUUCGCACACGUAGACCCUUUUUAUUACAUUGGCGCAAACUAUUUUUAAUACUCACU
Molecule: messenger RNA, 1921 nt
Organism: Engraulis encrasicolus (European anchovy)
Lineage: Eukaryota; Metazoa; Chordata; Actinopteri; Clupeiformes; Engraulidae
Exons: 5
Coding region: 609-1583 (324 amino acids)
Molecular function (GO): hydrolase activity, hydrolyzing N-glycosyl compounds
Source: RefSeq, a predicted model, not a curated record